AUGGCCAAAAAGGUCUGGAAUUUGGUUCGUGUCGUUUAUUUCCUUCUCCGUAAAGGCAUCUCCAAGAGCAAGCUCAUGCUCGACCUCAAUCUCAUGACCAAGCGCGGCAAACUCGCCGGCAAAGCCAUCAGCAACCUCAUGUUCCACCACCACUACCACGCCGCCGCCGCCUCCCCUUCCUCCUCUCCUCCUACCUCCGCUGGUCAACUCCCCUUCCCUGUCGGCGCCGACGAGUACGAAUUCAGCUGCAGCAAUAGCCCCGCCUUCCCUGCCUUCCACGUCGGCAAGCGCCGUCGUAACCAAAACCACAACUCCUUCUUCGCGUGUGCUCACGCGCCUGACACACUCGACGAUGACGCAGCUGCAGUUAAUGCCGUUAAUGCCGUUGUCGAGAUUCUGAAUAACCACACCGGCGCGUCCUCGACACCACCAAUCCCAGCCUCCCCUGCUCUCCCCGGAUUUGGCCCGACUCCCAGGAGAGUCCGUCAGCUUAGGAUAACCGACUCGCCGUUUCCUCUACAAGACGCUAACGCCGAUCCGUUAGUUGACAAAGCGGCCGAUGAAUUCAUCAGCAGGUUUUACAAGGAGCUCAGGCUCCAAAAAACCGCCGACGAGAACUGA
Cucurbita moschata (crookneck pumpkin) is the source of this 621-nucleotide messenger RNA. RefSeq lists its product as uncharacterized. Bases 1 to 621 code for a protein of 206 amino acids. The transcript has a single exon. NCBI's taxonomy places the organism in Eukaryota, Viridiplantae, Streptophyta, Magnoliopsida, Cucurbitales, Cucurbitaceae. The record is from RefSeq and is a predicted model, not a curated record.